Messenger RNA from Aureobasidium subglaciale EXF-2481, 581 nucleotides. RefSeq lists its product as uncharacterized. NCBI's taxonomy places the organism in Eukaryota, Fungi, Ascomycota, Dothideomycetes, Dothideales, Saccotheciaceae. The record is from RefSeq and is a predicted model, not a curated record. The transcript has 2 exons. The coding region runs from base 137 to 472 and encodes 111 amino acids.
UCCUUCCAACGACCAUAUCGUCUUGUGCUUUCCGAAGAAAUUGUGAGACUACACCAAGUUCAACAAGAAUCAGGAUCAUGGUCGCUUAUCAUCCGACACGUCCUCGACAUGCUCUGAUACGAUCUUAUCCUCCGCGAUGGCCUCUUCGGCUGCAAUAUCUCUCUCGGUCAAUGUCACGACCUUGUCUCCAAAUGAGGCAGCAAUCUCUUCGAGUGUCUUGCGUCUGGUCUCACUGUUUGAUGAUAAGCGAUGGCAAAGAAGAAUAGCGAACAUCCGACAAAGACAUAGUAGUAGCUUUCUCCUAUCUGUUGAUGUCAGUCAGCAUGGUGUUGGGAAACUCACACGCAAGGUCUUUGCAUCACAUGCCAAGUCUGGUGAAGUGUUCUGCAACGUCGAGAGGAAAGAACGAGCCACCUGUUGUGACUUCCUCAAAAACUUACGUGAGCAAAUGCGCUGGGUCCAGCCUCAGUGAUACCAACAUUGACAAUGAAAUGCGAUGCCGCAGCCAGGCCCAUCACUCGACUUCGCAGUGCGAUAGGGAGUACUUCAGCUCCUGUGAAUGUUCUGUUAGCUCGGAAAUA